Messenger RNA from Ostertagia ostertagi, 714 nucleotides. The record is from the annotation of a GenBank genome assembly. Lineage: Eukaryota; Metazoa; Nematoda; Chromadorea; Rhabditida; Trichostrongylidae.
AUGGAGUGCCUGACGGAUCUGAAUAUACUCGCUCUUAUAAUCGAUCACAAGCGUUCGCUGGCCCUCAUACCGCUACCAGCGCUCAAAUUAGCGUUGAACGUUCUUCAUCCAUCAGUUCGAGCGGACGUCAUCUCUGGAUACGAUCACCUUCAUGCCCUUUCGUACCAUCUGCAAGAUGGACAGCGGUAUUUGUGCGCGGCAACCUCGGCGAAGAUUCACGUUCUCAAGUACAGCCAAGCCCGAGAUGUCUUCACGGGGCAACAGGUGAUUGAAACGAGAGAACCGGCAAUGUGCAUGCUGUCAACGGCGAACGGCUUCUUCUUCGGAGCAGACAGCUUCUACUUUGUCCAGUUGUCACGAGGCCAGUUGGAACCCGUACGUUUGGUUGAAUCGAGUGUGGCAGACUAUCCGAUUGCGCUGCUCCAAAUUCGAGAAGAUGAAGUACUUCUUGCCUACCAAAAUUACGGAAUAUUUGUAAAUUCGCGAGGAGAGCGAACAAGAAAUCAGACGGUGGAGUGGGAACAUAUGCCCAUGGAGUUUGUGUUCACCGCACCAUAUCUUUAUGUUGUUCACUACGACUCGAUCGAAAUCCUGCAAGUGGCGGAAUAUACGGGACCGGACUCGGGCACGAUAUUGGACGAACGGGAGGUAUUCGAGUGUCGCAAUGCGCACGUGGUGUGCUGUCGUCCGAACGGCGACGUCUUCAUUCUCCAU